Chelmon rostratus (copperband butterflyfish) is the source of this 744-nucleotide messenger RNA. RefSeq names its product multivesicular body subunit 12Bb (gene mvb12bb). Gene Ontology annotation, cellular component: late endosome; ESCRT I complex. Lineage: Eukaryota; Metazoa; Chordata; Actinopteri; Chaetodontiformes; Chaetodontidae. Gene Ontology annotation, biological process: virus maturation; regulation of epidermal growth factor receptor signaling pathway; viral budding. Bases 1 to 744 code for a protein of 247 amino acids. The transcript is spliced from 9 exons. The record is from RefSeq and is a predicted model, not a curated record.
AUGUCCGAGGUGAGCAGCCAGCUGCCCGCAGAUCCCAUCACUGCAGUUGGAGUAGUCACUUCACUCAGCAAGGCCCCUGACGACUACUAUGUUGUUGCACAAACAACAGAUGGCUCUGACGCCGACCUGUGGAAGGACGGUUUAUUCAAAUCCAAGGUCACUCGCUACCUCUGUUUCACCAGAAAAACUGGGCCCGACGUUGUUGUGGACAUGAAGGUGAUUGACAUUAAGGACGCGUUGCCAGAGGGCUUCACACCUGUGGAGGAAACAAUGGACACAAAGGAAACUGCCAUGAGGAAGAGGAGGCUCUGUGUGAAAAUCAGCCCUCGCGCUGCUGCCAAGACGGCUGUAUAUGACAUCCAGAUCAUUGCAAAGUCCAAGUACCAGCUUGUUAACUACACGUGUGUCGGUGACAUGAACAGUAUGAAGGUGUGGUAUCGAAUCGGAGAUGUUCCUCAGCCUCUGUCGUCCCAGGAAACGUCCGCUGCGGCUAACAGCGACGCAGCUCCGCCCGACACAGCGAGCAGGAAGACCAUGAGCAGGCCGGACUUGGAGAACCAGAACAGUGGACACUACACCAUGACAGCUCUGGAUGAUGUGCCCUUUGCGAUCUCUGAGAAGUUUUUUGAAAAACCCAAAGAGAUGCAGCAAGUCAAUUUAAUGGGCAUUACGAUCAAAUCCCUGGCAGAGAUCGAGGAGGAAUUUUACUACAGCUUCAGCGCAGAGCGAAGCAUUGCUGUGUAA